GUAGGUAAGAGAAGCGUGUGCUGGGUCCCGGGGAGCUGCUCGGUGGCGGGGGCGCUUCGCCGUGCGGGGGGAGAUGCAGAGCCUCGCAGGGCAGAUCGGGAGCGAAUGGUCCCUCCGGCCUCCGCCCCGCGGGGAGAGGUCGCAGCUGAGGAGGAGGCGCGGCCGGCACCGUCGAGCCAAGUCAGAGUCAGACCUGAGGGAUGUAGCCCCGCUCCCGGCUGGGGCCCAGCUAGCCCUGGGCGGCGCUUGGCCUGCGGAUCCCUCCAGGAAAGGGGGCUCAGCACGGCACUGCCUGGUGCAGAUGGAUACCAGGGACCGCGAUCCGGAGCCGGAACAAGGCGCAGGAGGGGAAGCGGAGCAGUUCCUGGAGUCAGGGCCGGGAGCCGGGACCCUAAAGGCCAGCAGGAUAGAGGCCACCUGGGGCCUCUGCUUACACCUCUGGUUCUGGAGACGAGUUGCUGGAAUUUUGAUUGCCGUUCCUGUGAUUUUACUCUUGAUCUGGUUUAGCUGGAGUCCUCCAAUAUUGCCUCACCUGGAGCCGUGCCGUGAUGACUGGCUAUACUACAGAAAGAAAUGUUAUUACCUCUCAGAAGAUCAAGCAAACUGGGACUCCAGUCAGAGCUUCUGCUCUGCACAUGGGGCUUCUCUUGCUGUGAUUGAAAGCCAACAAGAAAUGAAUUUCAUAAUGAAUCGAAUGCGCACAAGAGACUCUUGGAUUGGGCUGCGCAAGAAAGGAGCCGAGUUCUACUGGGUGAAUGGAGAGACACUUAAUACGAGUCUAUUUCCUGUAUACCUAUCAGGUCAUGAAGAAUGUGCCCACACAGAUUCAAUCUCCAUUUCCACAUCAGAGUGCAGGUUACUCAGGAACUGGCUCUGCAGUGUGGGUCUGCCUCAGUCCAGCACACUUUCUCCAUAGAACACGGCUUGAUGUGUAAAUCCAUGGACUUUCUUCACGUGUGGAUCACUGGCCUGUAGUCCACAAUACCUGAACAUUUUGAAAUUCAGGAUCACGGUAGCAGCAGAGAAAACAGAGCCAUUGUGGGAGGGUUAGCUUGGGGGGGGAAUAGCUCAGUGGUUCGAGCAUUGGCCUGCUAAACUCAGAGUUGUGAGUUCAAUCCUUAAGGGGGCCAUUUAGGGAUUUGGGGAUUGGUCCUGCUUUGAGCAGGGGGUUGGACUAGAUGAUCUCUUGAGGUCCCUUAUGAUUCUAGGGUUCAUGAAUGCACAUCUUCAGUGCCAGCUGGAUAGUGAUCAAGAGAACAGUCAUCCCUACAUAGAGAAGAGUGAUAAUUCCUACAGAAAGCUGGUAGGGUCCAGGGGAAGGGCCGAUAUAGUGAUAGCAAUUGUAGCAGACUUGAGUGAGUGGACAGAACACUGACCAUAAUGAGACCUAGGAAAUGACUGCAACACAAAUAUUUCCUUGUUUGAGCUUCAGCGUUUCAGGUGUUUCAAAAACACCUAGGUGCCUAAUACCUAUUGGAGUUAGAGACCUAGGCACAUUGAAAAUCCCACUACAUGCCUAUCUGCAUCUUUAAAUACCUUUAAAAAUCUGUCCUAUUAUUCUUCUCUUCCUCCCCCUCCUCCCCUCUCCCCCAAUCUUGUCUAAGACCCUGGAUUGUUAUAUCACCUUAAAUGUAGAUUGGAGACUGUUUGAUGCAGUGACAGUGUCUUUACUGGUUUGUUGAGGUGCCUCAUACAUCAUGAAAAAAUAAAUGUUAAUUAAAAAUAUUUUUAAAAUGUAAAAGGCAGCAUAUCUCAUAAUAAUUAUGAUCAGUGCCUAGGUUUUCUGUUACUUUUCCUCAGUAGAUCUCAAAGUAUGUUACGAAGGAGGUCGGUAUCCGUGACAUUCCCCAGGUGUUAUCUGGACCAGUGUUCUGCUAGGUCACUCCAAUCCUCAACUCUGGGAGCCAGCCUUACCCUGCUCUGCUGUGAGAACCCCCACUCUUGGGCUGGUC
Molecule: messenger RNA, 1952 nt
Organism: Mauremys mutica (yellowpond turtle)
Lineage: Eukaryota; Metazoa; Chordata; Testudines; Geoemydidae
Product: C-type lectin domain family 2 member L-like
Exons: 5
Coding region: 74-916 (280 amino acids)
Source: RefSeq, a predicted model, not a curated record